GAGCUCCCUGCUCACUAUCCAAGACAAGUUUAAGAUCUUUUCAUUCUUUCUCUAAGUAUUGUUGGCAGCAGAAGCAAAAUGACAAGCUUAGGAAAGUUGGGGCAAUGGCCUUUACUUGUAACUGCUUUGGCAAUUUGCAUAGUAGCCAACACUGUUUUUGCUGAUUACUCUUAUGGGUAUGCUUCUCCCUCACCUUCUUAUGCCUCUAAGAAGUAUUACAAAUCACCAUCUCCACCCAAGUAUUAUGUACCUACUCCUUACUACAAGUCACCUGCUCCUUCAAAGUACUACAAGUCACCCGCUCCCGCGAAAUACUACAAGUCGCCCGCUCCCGCGAAAUACUACAGGGCGCCCGUGCCCGCGAAAUACUACAAGUCGCCAGCUCCUUCAAAGAACUACUACAAAUCGCCAUCGCCUGCAAAGUAUUACAAGUCACCAUCCCCUGCAAAAUAUUACAAAUCGCCUACUCCCUCUAAAUACUAUAAGUCACUGCCACCACCAAAAUAUUAUAAGUCCCCAGUUUACUACAAGUCUCCUCCACCACCAACUUAUUAUGGAAAAUCACCUUCGUAUUACAAGUCACCUCCACCACCACCAAAAUAUUACAAAUCCCCAGUUUACUACAAGUCUCUACCACCACCAACUUAUUAUGAGAAGUCACCUCCACCCCCACCAAAAUACUAUGAGCAAUCACCAUCUUCUUAUAAAUCUCCACCUCCACCAUACUAUAAAGAAUCUACACCUUCCUAUAAAUCUCCUCCACCGCCACCAAAAUACUACGAGCAAUCACCUAUAAUUUACAACUUGCCAUCUCUACCAAAGACCUAUGAAAAAUCACCAUCUUAUUACUCACCUCCACCACCAGUAAAUUAUUACAAGCAAACUCCUACCUAUGCCUCACCUCCACCACCUGAGAAGUACGAGCAAUCCGCCACCUAUGCUUCACCUCCACCCCCAUCAGCAUCUCCUCCGCCAACCUACUGCAACACAAGUCUUAGUUCUGUCCUUCUCUUGUCCCAAUAUAGUUGCAAAAUGAGAAGAAGCUUUGGGAAUUUAGGGCAAUGGCCUCUUCUUGCUGUUGCUUUGGCAAUUUGCUUUGUAGCCAGCACUGUUGUUGCUGAUUACUCUUAUGGCUAUGCUUCUCCCUCACCUUCUUACAUUUCUAAGAAGUAUUACAAAUCACCAUCUUCACCCAAGUAUCAUGUACCUACUCCUUACUAUAAGUCACCUGCUCCUUCAAAGCACUACUACACGUCACCACCUCCUGUAAAAUACUACAAAUCUCCAGCUCCCGUAAAAUACUACAAGUCGCCAGCUCCCGCAAAAUACUACAAAUCUCCAGCUCCCACAAAAUACUACAAGUCUCCAGCUCCCGCAAAAUACUACAAGGUGCCAGCUCCCGCUAAAUACUAUAAGUCGCCGGCUCCCGCAAAAUACUACAAGGCGCCAGCUCCCGCAAAGAACUACUACAAGUCACCAUCGCCUACAAAGUAUUACAAGUCACCAUCCCCAGUAAAAUAUUUCAAAUCGCCUGCUCCCUCUAAAUACUACAAGUCACCGCCGCCACCAAAAUAUUACAAGUCCCCAGUUUACUACAAGUCUCCACCACCACCAGCUUAUUAUGAAAAAUCACCUUCGUAUUACAAGUCACCUCCACCUCCUCCAAAAUACUAUGAGCAGUCACCUUAUUACAAGUCACCUCCACCCCCACCAAAAUACUAUGAGCAAUCACCAUCUUCUUACAAAUCUCCACCUCCACCAUACUAUAAAGAAUCUACACCUUCCUAUAAAUCUCCUCCACCUCCACCAAAAUUCUACGAGCAAUCGCCUAUAACUUACAACUUGCCAUCUCUACCAAAGACCUAUGAAAAAUCUCCAUCUUAUUAUUCACCUCCACCACCCGCAAACUAUUACAAGCAAACUCCCUCCUAUGCCUCACCUCCACCACCUGAGAAGUACGAGCAAUCCGUCACCUAUGCUUCACCUCCACCCCCAUCAGCAUCUCCUCCACCAACCUACUACUGAAAUUAACUAUUCAGUCAUUUUCCGCCAUUUCCAUGGCUUCUAUUCCUUUUUGUCCUCUUAUUUUUAGCAACUCCAUUUCAUCUUCCAAAAAUUUAUGUAUGUUUCCCGAAAUGAUCGGGUUUACUUAUUGUGUAUUCAAUGUUCUUUUGUCUUAAUAAUUUUUUUUAUUUAUUGUUUGAUUUAAGUAAGAUCCUCGAGAUCUCCAUCAAUUGUUCUCAUUAUAUCAAGAUUCUAUAUAUUCUACUUUUCUUAA
Messenger RNA from Nicotiana attenuata, 2278 nucleotides. Its product is annotated as extensin-2-like. The transcript is spliced from 2 exons. Bases 79 to 2025 code for a protein of 648 amino acids. Lineage: Eukaryota; Viridiplantae; Streptophyta; Magnoliopsida; Solanales; Solanaceae. The record is from RefSeq and is a predicted model, not a curated record.